GAGCCGACUGAAUGUUAAUGAAACCGAGUAGCCUAACUCCAUUUCUCGGAAACUAUUUUUUUUGGAACUGUGAGGAAACUUCCUGCGAAUAGGCUACGGCUUCAUACGAUUUUCUCUAGAAACCUAUUGGAUGGUUUCACUUUUCUCCUCAUUUUCUUUAAUUGUUGAUAGCCUAGCGUCGCCUUUUGUCUCACUCAGGACUGACUUAUUUCUAACGUUUAAGUAAGUUUAUAGCCCACCUGAGAACGAAACUAGUUUUUUUUCGUCACAGAAAAUUCGUUAAGGCAUACACCGGAUAAUCUAUUAAACUACGGAAUAUGGAGUGCUUAAACCUGACGUCGUGACCGUAAAUAGCUUUCCGCCGUUAAGUACUUCUAUAGACCCUGAGGGGUGAAGUUUUCCCAUACUCCUCCACGCUUCCUGUGUGCUCCGAUCUCACCAGGACACGGGGAGCUGUUUGACAGAAGGAGUUUCUGUGUGUGCAGCACAUCGCCUAGUGGGCUCUUGGAACCAUGGGAAUCUGGGUGUUGUGCACUCUGUAUUUUGUCCUCAGCCUCCAGGGGAACCAUGGCAGUGACGCCACGCUUGGGCUGACCAUGCCACAUGCAGUGAAGUUGGACAUAGACUGGGUCAAACUACGCAUAUCUGUCUGCUGGAAACUGGAUCAAUUCCCCACAGUCAACAACCUUACAGAAAGUCUGCUCUUCGACAUCGAGGUCCUCCAAAAUGAAGGUGUUGUGCACAAUGUCACCACAGAGGCAGAUCCACUUUUGAAAAAGGGGCACUGGUGCUGGACUUCACCCACUCCACUGGAGUGCCCCCCACACUCCUACAGAGUUCGGUCCCGACGGCUAGACCACACCAGCCAGUGGAGCCCCAAACUGACUGUAGAUGAGACGGCUGUUCCUUCUCGCAAGCCCGUCCAGGUUUACCCUGUGGAGAAAGUCGUUGCCGUGGGCAGCACCGUUCGUUUCUGCUGCAUUGUGGGAAGGGGCCGUGCGCUGACCGACAUCAGAUACAACGAUGAAGUCGUGAACGCCACUCCGAUCGGCGCCCAGAGCUACAUGGUUGCCCUGCGUAACGUGACAGCCACCAAAAGCUCUGGCAACACCGUGCUCUGCAGCCACAACGACACCAACGCAGACACCACGGGCUCCAAUCUCUUUGUUGGCUACCCCCCUGACGACCACGCCUUGGUUUGUGAAACAGACCUGGAGUCUGUGGAGUGUCACUGGAACCCAGGGCGGCAGACGAAGCUGUAUGGGAAUCGGCGCACAAACUAUACCUUGAACGGAAGGAACUGUUCGCAGGCCAGUCGAGUGAGGAAGCCGUCAUUCCGGUGCAAGCCUUGCGAGGGCCUGUGCGAGAGGAACAGGACCCUGAAGGCCUCGAACCCGCUCGGCAGCCUGGUGCUCACAGACACGGCAGACCUGAAUCACAGAGUGCGCAUGCAGCCUCCUUUCAGAGAGCCAUCAGCUGAGGUGAAUGCUUGGAACGCCAGUGUCCAGUGGAGAUGGGCAGUGAAGGCCUAUGAAAAUCUGCACCUUCUGUGCCAGGUCCAGCUGAUGCACAGCGGGCUCACCAACACAAGUAACUAUACGGGACGCGGGCUGUCAGAGCUGGUACUGCGCGACCUGCAGCCGGGCAGGAAUUACAGCCUGCAGAUUAGAUGUGGGACACAGCAGAAUUUUUGGAAUUGGAGUGACUGGAGUUUCUUCAAAUUCAAGACCAAAGAGGACCGUCCCAGUGCUCUGGAUGUCUGGAUGCAGAUGAACGGCAGCCACUCAGCUCUCAUCCUGUGGAGGCCUCUCUCGGCCAGUGAGAGUCACGGCCGGAUUCGGGGCUACGAGGUGUCCUGGGACAGCUCCCUGAGGGGAAGGCGGAGCUCCAAGCUGCCCCCAGAGAAGCACAGCCUCCUCCUCCAGGACCUGGGACACGGGGUCGUCACGGUUACAGCCUUCAACGGGGCCGGCUCCUCCCCUCCCUCCAGCGUUGGCUUUGCUGAGCUCGCAGGCGGUACAGCCAGUGUUUCCAUAAUCCCUGGCUCCGGCGGCGGCUUCAACCUGUCCUGGCCUGCCAGCGCCAACGCGACCUGCGGGUACGCUGUGGAGUGGAGCCCCGCCCACAGCGGGCGUGGCCGUACGGUGGAGUGGGUGAGGGUGCCAGCUCAACGCACCUGGGCCAGGAUUCCACCUGAGUGCUUCACAGCAGGGCUGAAGUACUCACUGUCCAUCUACAACUGCAGUCAGGGCAUCUUGGAGCUGCUGGCCAGGAGGGAGGAGUACAGUGAGGAGAGGGCCCCUGACCAGCCAGUGCAGAAUCUGGAGGUGAAGCAGAGUGGGUCCGAAGUGCGGCUCCGCUGGGACGAGGUUCCCCUGGAGGGUCAGCGGGGGCUCAUCCGCGGAUAUUCGGUCCAUUGGGCCUCCGCUUCGGGCCUGGUCUCAGAGAACAUCACAGACCCAGAGGCGAGAGGCUACACCGUGAGAAACCUGCCCCUGGGUCACUACACCUUCACAGUGAGGGCCUUCACAGCGGCGGGGGAGGGGAGCGGCGCUGUGGUCUCUAUUCAGCUCAGCCCUUACUCUGAUUCGCUGAUCUCCGUAAUGCUCAUUUCCCUGGGUACAAUGGCCUGUGUCCUCAUCCUCACCACUGUAACCUGCUACCGCAAGAGGAAAUGGAUGAAGGAGAAGUUCUACUCUGACAUUCCCCGGCCAAAGCUGUCCCAUAACUGGGCAACAACACCAAUUUUAAGCUACCAGGGGAUGGAACCCAUGCACAUCCCCUAUGACAGCAUUGAAAUAAUGUCGCACCUGGCUGAGAAUUCGGGAGUAGAUCAUGGUGAGGAGAAAGGGGGGUGUUGGUUCCCACCUGACACAGACUCCAGCUGCCCCCCCUACAUCGGGUGCUACCAGCAGGCACCGGGCAGGAGGUCCUAUGGGUGUGUCCCCCCGGCCCCCCCGGCCCCCCCUGCCCCCUCCCUGGAGACCAGGCGCACAGGGGUCACCUACACAGCGGUGUGUACCCCUCUGAUGCCCACACAGGGUGUCCCACCCCCUGAGGAGUACAAGCCCCAGAUUUCAGCACCCCCGCAUGCCCUCCCGCUGUGGGCGGACGAUGGCUACCAGCCCCACCCCCCCCGCUGCCCCGGGUCUCCGGGGGUCGAAAGCCUCGACCCGUCUCUGGACACGCCCACGUCUGCCAACUCCUUCACGUUCCUGUUGGGCGGGGCUGCGUCUGUGGGACGUCCUGAGCAGACCUGCACCCUUCCCUCCCCUGUGGAGCUGAACGGGGUCCUCCCCUACAGGAACUACACUAAUCCCUCCUACAUGCUCACAGACACAUCCCUCUAACCCCACCCACUGUUCCACAGGCCACACCCACAGGCAAACUGCUUCCUCCCUCAUAAUGCUAACCCCACCCUCUGUUCAACAGGCCACACCCACAGAUAGCUCCUGGCCAAUCACGCGCUCGCCUGCUCGGCUCCUGGCCAAUCACGCACUGCCCUACUGGGCUUCUGGCCAGUCAGCAAGAAGCCAGAAUAAACUGCAAGAGUAAAUAUGAGUAAAAUAGGCAUUAUAAAACUCAAGUUAAUUACAUGUUUCUUUGUGGGAAAUUUGUGCAGGCCAGUGUUCACAGUGCACUGUUUACUGAAAGUAAUGAAAUUAAAUAGUAGGAUUUAUUAUUUAUUACAUUAUAAUCACUUGGCAUUAUUUUAUUGUUAUUAUGGCAUUAUUUUUCUAGCAGUGGAGCGCAUCAGUGUUACCUUUCCCUCAGAAAUACAAGAAAUGGCCAAAGUGUCAGGGAGGUUCAUUUAUAAUCAAUAAGUGUAAAAUUAACAUAAGAAACAGCAUUUUGUAUUUGUAACAGAAGCGGUUUGACAAGACAGAUAGCUUUAUGUCUUUUGCUUUCAGUGUUCAGUUAGGAGGUUCUUCAGGUAUCUCCUGGUCAUUCAGGUAUCUCCUGGUUGUUCAGGUAUCUCCAGGUUGUUCAGGUAUCUCCAGGUUGUUCAGGUAUCUCCUGGUGCAUGUGAAGCACUUGUCUCUGCAAUAUUCGCACAUCUGUCAGACACUGUUUUAGUUCAUGUGCGCCUUGGUCUUGGUCUGUGUGUGUGCCUGUCUUAUGUUUGACACCUCAGCCAUCACUGGAUCAGUAUGUGUGUGUGUCUGUGUCUUACCUUAUGAUUGACAGCUCGUGUGUGUGUGUGUCUGUGUCUUACCUUAUGAGUGACAGAAGAGCUGCCUGCCCCAGGAGAGGUGUAAUGUGUGUUUGAGAGUACAGGUUGGUCAUGUUUUAACCUGACCUGAUAUUUUAUUUCUCUGAACCUUUGUAUGUGAACGUACUUUCGUAAUUCCAACUUCGCUAAGUUUCUCUGAACAAAGAUGAUGAAACAUCCAUUUAAACUUGAGCAAUUUUAUUUUGUGAUAUUACAGCAUAAUGCGUAUUUGAGUCGGUUAUAAGUAUGAAAAAUAUCAAAGUUGAUCGAGAAUGUUGUUGUACUGAUAUUCCAGGUGCCAUUAACUGUCCAUUCACUAUGUAGCAUGUAUUAGAGUUGUUUUAUUCUUAAUACCUCUGAAAUCACUCUGCUGCUUAUAUGCUGGAUGUGUCCAGGCUUGGUCUUGAAAAGGGUGCAGGUUUUUGUUUUAUCCCAGCAGUGUCCCCUCAUUCAACUAAUAAACACAACCUUGAUGACUAAAAUCAGACGUCUUAGCACCCCCACCGGCCCUGCUCGGAUAUGAUUGGCUCUGCUGUGCACCCCCACCGGCCCUGCUCGGAUAUGAUUGGACACUGCUGUGCACCCACACCGGCCCUGCUCGGAUAUGAUUGGACACUGCUGUGUACCCCCACCAGCCCUGCUCAGAUAUCAUUGGACACUGCUGUGUACCCCCACCAGCCCUGCUCAGAUACCUUUGGGCACUGCUGUGUACCCCCACCAGCACUGCUCAGAUAUCAUUGGACACUGCUGUGCACCCCCACCAGGCCUGCUUAUAUAUGAUUGGACACUGCUGCUCAGGUCUGAUUCCUUGCGACGCACCCGUAGGUCAUAGGUCACGUGUAAAUGUAGCUCAUCCUUCAUCUGCAGCAGCAUGCUUCUGUGAGUCCAACAUGUAUCAGCGUGUUACUGUGGUAUGUGUUUCACACUUGUAUGAGCAUCUUACUGUGGAAUUAGUGAAACAUGUAUGAACAUAUUCAAUUUCCCACAUCCAAAUGCAUGACCAAAAUUGAGCCCAUGGUGUUGGUGUGCUGAAGUUUACUCUUCUCCAGAUGUGAGGAACAUUCUCUGGACAUGGUAGCUGUACUACUACAGCAUAACCACUAGGUGUCAGUAGAGUAUUAAGGAAAAACAAUUUUAUCCAAAUCGUUCUGUGAUCUGGAAAUAUAUUUGGAAAAGUAUCAGUAUAAGUAGAAGUAGGGUGAGAUGACAGGGUAUGAUGUCAAAGUAACCAGCACCAAGCAAACAUUGUGAAUAUUCAUUUCCUGUUUUGAAUUUGUAUUAUUCUACAAUUCAGGAUGUGUAGUUCAUAUGUAUGUACAAACCUUUUAAAAUGA
Anguilla rostrata (American eel) is the source of this 5547-nucleotide messenger RNA. Its product is annotated as leukemia inhibitory factor receptor-like. Gene Ontology annotation, molecular function: cytokine binding; cytokine receptor activity. Lineage: Eukaryota; Metazoa; Chordata; Actinopteri; Anguilliformes; Anguillidae. The coding region runs from base 513 to 3350 and encodes 945 amino acids. Gene Ontology annotation, cellular component: external side of plasma membrane; signaling receptor complex; membrane. The record is from RefSeq and is a predicted model, not a curated record. Gene Ontology annotation, biological process: cytokine-mediated signaling pathway. The transcript is spliced from 19 exons.